Molecule: messenger RNA, 1050 nt
Organism: Micropterus dolomieu (smallmouth bass)
Lineage: Eukaryota; Metazoa; Chordata; Actinopteri; Centrarchiformes; Centrarchidae
Gene: commd9
Product: COMM domain containing 9
Exons: 6
Coding region: 24-674 (216 amino acids)
Source: RefSeq, a predicted model, not a curated record
UUCUCGAGUGUACUUCAUUUCCCAUGAGCAGCAGCGCCAUCUGUGUGUCACAUGACCCUCCCACCCUAACGUCACCAACCGCCAACAUGGCCGCCGCCGUCUCCAGCGAAGAUUUCAACACCUUGCAGCUCCUCCUGAAGGCUCCAUCUAAAGACGCAGUGAGGGACGUUUGCAUUCAGAGUCACAGAGGUCCCAGUCGCCGGCUAGCAGAGACCACAUCCUCCACGCUGAGCAUCCCUGCAGCCCAGGCUGCACAGCUGGUUCAGUCUCUCCACCGUCUGUCUCAUCACGUCCUCUUCAACAACCUCAGCUCCCCCGAGCAGAUCCUUGCUCUCUUCCCCGAGUCGUUCCACACCAGUCUGAAGAACCUGAUCACCAAGAUCCUGCUGGAGAACAGUCCAACAUGGAGGACAGACGCUCUCAGUGAUCAGAUCUCUCUCCCCCAGCUGAAGGAGUUGGACUGGAGAGUCGACUUGGUGACCGGUUCAGACUCAGUCAGUCGCAUGUCCGUCCCGACCUGCCUGGUUCAGCUCAAGAUGGAGGAUCCGUGUCCGGCGGCAGGCGGGAAGUCCAUUUCCACGGUGACGGUGGAGCUGGGCCGGGAGUCUCUGGACACCAUACUGGACGGACUGGGACGCAUCAGAGACCAGCUGUCUGUGGUCGCCGGGAAAUGAAAGGACCGCUGAUUGGCUUGUUGGUGUAAUGACAUCACAGCUGGACACUUUUUACAGACUCUCGCUGAUAGUUUUGGUGCCAACGUUAAAUAUCUUCAUGUUUGAGCAACUUCAUGCAACAAAAUUUAGAUUAGUUGUUGUUUUCUCCUGAAAACUCUGAACUAAUAAGUUAAUUCAUCAGUAGAUUUACACAAAAGCAAACAUUUUAGAUUUUUACAACUGAUGUUUCGUUAGUAGGUAAAAAGACAAAACAUUUGGACGUUAAAUCUGCAAAAAAAGUUAAUAUGUUGGUGGACGUUUGUCAUUAUGUUGACAUUUUGUACAUUGAAUUAUGGAUUAUUUUGUGUGGAACCAAAUUAAAUUUUCCAUUACAGUA